CACCACUACAAUGUACUGCUGGUGAAGAUGCGCGGGUAUCAUAUUCGAAUUUCAGUUACCUUGGAAUCUACCAAUCAAACAUUACCCUUCGCUCCGGGCUCCAUUUUCAACCCACUUCCUGCACAGACACCGAGACCAACGGCGCGUCAAAACGCGACCUAUAACCCAAGACACAAGGAUUACAGACGUGGGCCUAUCCGUCUCGACUGGAUUGACCUUGAUAUGAGCGAUAAAUCAGCACAGAAGGCACGCGAGAAGGGUCGCGAGCCUGCGAUAGCUACUUUCAUCGCGAGUGAGACUGUGGAAUCUGGGUCAACCAAUCUUCCUUCUGGAGUGGUGCAUUUAUUUCGCCAAGGGGCUGGCAAGUUGCCUCAAGAUCAGACAUCCUCUUCAGCUGUUACUGCAGACGCACCAGAGCAAGAUGGUAUCAUGCUUGCAGUGCUGGCGGUUCCACCAUGGAUGACUCCCGCUGACUUUCUAGCCUUUGUGGCGCCAGCUUCAGAAGGGAUAACACACUUACGCAUCAUACGAGACACAAUCCCAAACCGAUCGAUGGCGGUCAUCAAAUUCUCUCAUUCAACUCGUGCAUCUGAGUUUGUGGAAGCCUACAAUGGCAAGCCUUUCAACUCAUUAGAGCCCGAGACUUGUCACGUUGUUCGUGUUCUCUCUGUGACAAUGGAGGCCGACGAUCCCUCCCUCUCCCUCCUCGCGUCUACUCAGUCACUCUACGAAUUACCGACUUGCCCUGUUUGUCUUGAACGAAUGGACGCCGCAGUAACUGGUCUUAUCACUGUGCCAUGUUCACAUACGUUUCAUUGCAUGUGUCUCAGCAAAUGGGGAGACAGUCGAUGUCCUGUGUGUCGAUACUCGCAGAACCUUAUGUCAUCGCAUCCAGCACCAGCCUCCUCCUCCUCACGUGCCAUCCCCUUUUCCAACCCUUCCACGCCAAACCAGUCCGCUUGUUCAUCGUGUUCGUCGACCACAAACCUCUGGAUUUGUCUUAUCUGUGGAAAUAUUGGCUGUGGGCGCUAUGGUCGCGCUCAUGCACAGUCUCAUUACCAAUCGACAACACAUCUCUACGCAUUGGAAUUGGAGACCCAACGUGUGUGGGACUACGCUGGUGACGGCUACGUUCAUCGGCUAAUACAGAACAAGGCUGAUGGCAAGCUUGUUGAGCUUCCUAAUGCAUCCUCUUCAAUGGGUACAACCCAGAGAGAUGCGGAUGGAAGUCUUGGCCCUGGUCCCGCUGACGCCUUGAGUGCGGAAAAAAUUGAGGCAAUUGGAAUCGAGUAUUCUUACCUCUUGACCUCUCAGCUGGAUUCGCAGCGUGCAUAUUAUGAAGACCAUGUCAACGAACUGAAUGCUCAAGUCGGUGAACUACGAGGUAUGCUAGAGCGAUUGAGCAUCGAGUUCGAGAAGGAAAGAGUUUCGACCCGAGCAGAGAUGGAUCAACGGAAACGGGAAGAUGAAGAGAGAGCCGAGUCCUUGUCCAAAGACAAAACCAAAGCAGAAUCACGGGCGGAAAAGCUUAUGGAUUUAGCCCGUCGCCUCGAGAAGGAACUGAGCGCAGAACGGGCGGUUAGCGAGGGCUUGAUGCAAAACCUUGGCAAAACCAAAGAAAAGCUAGAACAUUCAGAAAAGAGUAAGCAAGAGAGCGCAGCGAAAAUUCAAGAUCUUGAGGACCAACUCCGGGACGUCAUGUUUUUCCUGGAAGCAAAGACCAAGAUUGAGCAGGGGGAGGGAGUAGAAGCCGAGGCUGCGGGUGGCUCCAUCGCGAUAGUUGAGACAUCGAAAUCAAAAAAGAAGAAAAAGAAAGGUUGA
Molecule: messenger RNA, 1821 nt
Organism: Mycena indigotica
Lineage: Eukaryota; Fungi; Basidiomycota; Agaricomycetes; Agaricales; Mycenaceae
Exons: 4
Coding region: 28-1821 (597 amino acids)
Biological process (GO): protein ubiquitination; Ras protein signal transduction
Cellular component (GO): cytoplasm
Molecular function (GO): ubiquitin protein ligase activity; zinc ion binding
Source: RefSeq, a predicted model, not a curated record